Molecule: messenger RNA, 1947 nt
Organism: Pteronotus mesoamericanus
Lineage: Eukaryota; Metazoa; Chordata; Mammalia; Chiroptera; Mormoopidae
Gene: ZSCAN10
Product: zinc finger and SCAN domain containing 10
Exons: 4
Coding region: 13-1947 (644 amino acids)
Biological process (GO): regulation of transcription by RNA polymerase II
Molecular function (GO): DNA-binding transcription factor activity; RNA polymerase II cis-regulatory region sequence-specific DNA binding
Source: RefSeq, a predicted model, not a curated record
CCAGCUCUUCAGAUGCUUCCAGUAUCAGGAGGACAUGGGGCCCAGGGCAUCGCUGAGCCGGCUCCGGGAGCUCUGCAGCCACUGGCUGCAGCCGGCGCUGCACAGCAAGAAGCAGAUCUUGGAGCUGCUGGUGCUAGAGCAGUUCCUCAGUGUGCUGCCCCCACACCUCCUAGCUCGGCUGCAGGGCCAGCAGCUCAGGGAUGGAGAGGAAGUGGUGCUGCUGCUGGAGGGUAUCCAGAGGGAGUCCAUCGACGUGGGGCCACUGCCCCCCAGGACCCUGAGCUGUGGCCUGAGGAGAACUCCCAUGAUCAGGAGCUGGCUGCUGUUCUGGAGUCCCUGACCUUUGAAGAUGUCCCAGUGAAGAACACAUGGCCUGUGCACCCCCUAGGAUUUGGAAGCAGAACCCCAGACGAGACGUUUCAAGAAGAGCCCAAAGGGGUUGCCUGGCCUGCUGCUGUCUCGGCAGAGUCUCAGGAAGGUAGUCCAGGGGUGACAGAAGAGCCCCGUGCACAGUCACUUGGGCAGGGUCCUGGAGUGAGCAGCUCCCAUGAAGGAGAGUCCCCUGAUGCUAAGAGUGAUGCUGUAGUGGCCAAAGUGGCCGGAGGGGCCUCCCAGUCGGAGCCAGAGACGAAGUUCAUCUGCACAGAAUGUGGGGUGAGUUUCACGAAGCUGGCCCGCCUGGAAGGGCACCAGCUGAGGUCUCACCCCGGCUCGCGGUCCUUCCCGUGCUUGUGCUGUGGGAAGACCUUCGGCCGCAACUCUAUCCUCAAGCUGCACAUGCGCACGCACACUGAUGAGCGGCCACAUGCCUGCCACCUCUGCAGCCACCGCUUCCGCCAGAGCUCACACCUAAACAAGCAUCUGCAGACACACUCUGAGCCUGCCUUCUUGUGCGCCGAAUGCGGCCAAGGCUUCCAGAGUCGGACCAGCCUCCUCCAGCACCUGCUGGCGCACGCCCAAGACCAAAAGGCACCCUGCACCGCGGAGACCAAGACCAAAGCUCCAGAACUGACCGUAGUCCUGUGCUCACAUUGUGGCCAAACCUUCCAACGCCGUUCCAGCCUCAAGCGCCACCUGCGGAUUCACACCAAAGACAAGGGCCACCAGCGCUCCGAGAGCUCGGACAGCAUGCGCCGGAGCCCUGAGCGCAGGCCCUAUGUGUGCAGCGACUGCGGUAAGGCUUUCCGGCGCAGUGAGCACCUGGGAGCCCACCUGCGUGUGCACACAGGCGAGCGGCCUUUCUCCUGCCAGGUCUGCGGCCGUAGAUUCAGCCAGAGCUCCCAGCUGGUCUACCACCAGCGGGUGCACACCGGCGAGAAGCCCUAUGGCUGCCAGCAGUGCGGGAAGCGCUUUGUGCGCCGAGCUAGCCUCGCCCGCCACCUCCUGACCCACGGCGGCCCAAGGCCCCACCGUUGCACCCAGUGUGGCAAGACCUUCAGCCAGACUCAGGACCUCGCUCGCCACCGGCGCAGCCACACUGGCGAGAAGCCCUGCCGCUGCAGCCAGUGCGGUGAAGGAUUCAGCCAGAGUGCCCACCUAGCGCGCCACCAGCGCAUCCACACAGGGGAGAAGCCCCACGCCUGUGACACCUGCGGCCACCGCUUCCGCAACAGCUCCAACCUGGCCCGCCACCGCCGCAGCCACACCGGUGAGCGGCCCUACGGCUGCCAAACGUGCGGCCGGAGUUUCCGGCGCAACGCCCACCUGCAGCGGCACCUGGCUACCCAUGCAGGCACCGGGGACGAGGCGGUGUCCGGGCAGGCCGAGCCCCCGCAAGAGUGCCUAGAGUGUGGCAAGAGCUUCAGUCGUAGCUGCAACCUACUGCGUCACAUGCUGGUGCACACGGGGGCUAGGCCCUACUCCUGCACACAGUGUGGCCGCAGCUUCAGCCGCAAUUCCCACCUGCUCCGCCACCUGAGAACCCACUCCCGGGAGACCCUGUACUAG